UUGGUGUCUUUACAAUGAGAAAGCCAUUUGUGUUCAAGUUUGGAGAAGAUCUCUAGUGUGACUUUAGUGAGAUCCAUUAUUGAAUGACACUUAGUGAAUGUGAAUUUGUUUAUUAAUUGAGUUUCUAAUUUCCGAAUUUGUUUAUUACAAGAAUAAUUAUGUAAUUUUUUGGCAGGAUUGUGAAAUAUAAAAGUAAAGCAAGGCUGGCUGGCCGUAAGAAUUAAGACAUACCAAUGAUAUGUGUAAUGUUUUAUAAUGAUGCAGAGGCUGUUUUUUCUCAAACUAAACCUAUUGCUACUUCAGUAUUGGAUGGUUUUAAUGUCUGCAUAUUUCCCUACGGGCAAACUGGAACCAGUAAAACAUUUACAAUGGAGGGAACACCGGAAGAGAGAGGAGUUAACUAUAGAACACUGGAAGAAUUAUUUAGGAUAUCUGAAGAGAGAAAGGGCGUAAUGAAGUAUGAGUUGCAUGUUAGCAUGUUGGAGGUUUAUAAUGAGAAGAUAAGAGAUCUUCUAGUGGAAAAUUCUGCCCAACCUACUAAGAAAUUGGAGAUAAAGCAAGCUGCAAAAGGAACACAAGAAGUCCCAGAACUUGUUGAAGCUUGUGUUCAUGGAACAGAAGAUGUGUGGGAAUUGCUCAAGACUGGAAACAGAGUCAGAUCUGUUGGAUCCACAUCUGCUAAUGAGCUUAGCAGCCGUUCUCAUUGGUAUGUCUUAAUUCUUACGGCCAGCCAUCCCUGCUUUACUUUUAUAUUGGCAAGGAACCUUUGUAUCUAUAAAUUAUAUCUUGUAGCGUGUGUUUGUUACAUGCCGUGUUCUAUAUAA
Messenger RNA from Cicer arietinum (chickpea), 824 nucleotides. Its product is annotated as kinesin-like protein KIN-14S. Gene Ontology annotation, molecular function: microtubule motor activity; ATP binding; microtubule binding. The record is from RefSeq and is a predicted model, not a curated record. Lineage: Eukaryota; Viridiplantae; Streptophyta; Magnoliopsida; Fabales; Fabaceae. Gene Ontology annotation, biological process: microtubule-based movement. Gene Ontology annotation, cellular component: microtubule cytoskeleton.